AUGCCCUCGCUGCCCUCUCACUUGCCUGUGGAGCUGGGCUCCGUUCAGGAUCCAGAAACCCAGGUGGGCCGCCUGCAUCGCCUGGCUGUAGCCGGGGGCCCAGGCUGGGGCCUCGUCCGGCUCCUGCGGACAGGACAUCUGCCCUGGAGUGAGCCUGCCUGCCCCUCAGUUGAGCAGGUAGAUGGAGAGAACUCAGCUGGGCAAACAGGACUCUUCCUCUCGGCGCUGCUGGGCCACACCUCCGCCGUGCAGCACCUGCUGACCUAUGGCGCCAACCCCAACCACCGUUCCCAGGAUGGCAGCACGCCUGUGCACGCCGGCGCCUUCUCAGGCCGAGGCCUGGUGAUGCUGCAGCUGCUGCGGGCGGGGGGUGACCUGCGUCUGCAUGACCAGCAGGGUCGAACGCCUCGGGACUGGGCAGAGCAGGGUGGCACCAGGCAGAGCAGGGAGAUGCUGGAGCUGUUACAGCUCUGCCAUGCCCACGUUUCAGCCCUCAUGCAUGGUGGGGAGCUGGUGCCCAUUUUGAUGCUAGGCCGGCUGCCCACCUGCUCCAGACACAGCCUGUGUGGUCCCCUGCCCCUGGUGCAGCUGGCACAAGCAGACAGGACACUGAGGCCGGAGCAGAUCAGGAGAACUCUCCACAUGCCAGCCUUGGGGUUUGGCCGGCUGAGCAGCCUGUGGCCUCUGGGGUUGGUAACAGGCAUACCCCUCGCGGACCCCAAGGAGCUGCUGCCAGCCCAGGGCGAGCCUGACCGCACCUACGAGAGCAGCUCCCACACCCUCAUGGCCAACCUCCUGUGGAGGGGCCACCCUGUGACCGUGAGGCAGUUGAAGGCAACUGGAGCCCAGCCCGACGUGUUGGUGGCUGACCUCCAGCACUGCAGCUCCCUGCACCACCCUAACCUGCUGCUGCUGAUGGCUCUCAGCCCCUCAGCUGACCUGUCUGGGCUGCGCCUCCUCUUCGAACCUGUGUGGCUGGGCUCCCUGCACACCAUGCUGCACCCACAGGCCCAGAGUGAGAAGGGCCCCCAUCCUUUGCCUGGCCUGCCACCUGGCCGCCUCCUACUGCAGGUGCUGGAGGCCCUGCUCUUCCUGCAGGCCCGCUGGCGUGCACACGGCGGCCUCAGCUCCCACGCUGUGCAGCUGGUGCGGCCAGGCCUGGCCAAGGUUGGCAGUCUGGAGCAUGGGCGCCCUCUGCACCAGAGCUGGCCCAGGUCACAACAGGGCUCUCCCUGGGGAGGCCUAGGGCUGCCCCCACCCCCCGAGCUGUACCCAUGGCUACCUCUGGAGCUCAUCUGCGGUGACCCACCCACCACCACCUCAGACCUCUACAGCUUCUGCAUACUGGCCCAGGAGGUUUUCACCGGAGAGCUGCCCUGGGCUGAGAGAAGUGGGCCUGAAGUAAAAGCUAAAUUGGAGGCAGGUGAGAGCCCGACCCUGGACCCCCUGGUGCCAGCCCCCUACCGGGCCCUGGUUCAGGCUGGGCUGGGCCUUGGGCCUGCUGACCGCUGGGGCAGCCUGCAGAGCACUCGAUACCUGCUGCGUGAGGCUGUGGCCCAGGACUCGGCUCCGGGGUUGGGUCCCCCUCUGGAAUGCACUACACUGUGCCCUGCAGCCCAGGGCUCCCCAGCAGAGACACUGUGCUGCAAAGUGGCUCCCAGCACCAAGACUAAGCCAGAGUCUGUGUCCCCUGUUCUCCAGGUUCUGGAGACCCCUGAGGCAAAAGGUUACAGUGGCGUCCAGAGGGGUGUAACCUGGGCCUCUAGCAGCAGCCUGAUGUUAGCCAGCAGCCUGAAUUCCAGCCCCAGCCUCUGCCUAAGCCACGCCCCCCCAGCCAGGGCCCACCUGUCCUAUUGCUUGGAGCCCCCCCUGACGGCACCCAGUACCGAGCUGAUAGAAGGAGGUCUCUUCUCCAGUCUGCAGAAGAUGGAUCUGCUGGAGGAGAUCUUAGCAGAGCUCCAAGGUGGAGACCAAAUCAGAGACAGACCCAGCCUCAAUCCUGCUCCUGACAAUGACUCUUAGGAUGCCUACGGCUUCCUCUCUGCCGACAUCCCAGGAGUGAUCCCCCUACUUGGCACUUAGAUAAAUAAUAAGGAAAUAAAAUGAUAAACCAACCCA
Molecule: messenger RNA, 2118 nt
Organism: Erinaceus europaeus (western European hedgehog)
Lineage: Eukaryota; Metazoa; Chordata; Mammalia; Eulipotyphla; Erinaceidae
Product: inactive serine/threonine-protein kinase TEX14-like
Exons: 15
Coding region: 1-2022 (673 amino acids)
Biological process (GO): intercellular bridge organization; protein phosphorylation; attachment of spindle microtubules to kinetochore
Cellular component (GO): intercellular bridge; kinetochore; midbody
Molecular function (GO): protein binding; protein kinase activity; ATP binding
Source: RefSeq, a predicted model, not a curated record